AUGGGGGAGGAGACAGCACAGGCUGGCACGACGACGAAUCGCCAGCAGCCGAGGCAGCCGCGGCGCCCGAAAGUCCUGAAGCUGGGAUCUGAUUUCUCAGGCUUGGAGACGGCGUCCGUGGCCAUGGGGCGCAUGGGUAUCAAUCAUUCUCUCGAGUUCGUCAGCGAGUCGGAUUCGGCGUGCAUGUCGAUCAUCAAAAAGAAGUACCAGCCGGCGCACACGUUCUCUGACAUAUUGGAGCGUACGGAGGAGGAAGGGACAUACGUCGACGUGCAUGCGUGGACCCCGCCUUGCCAAGACUUCGCUUCGGGCGGCAAACAGAAGGGAGUCAAGGGCUCGCGCAAGACAGGGGAUCUGAUCAAAAAGUCCAUACAGUACAUCAAGAGGAAUAAGCCCCGCGUGACCAUCUUCGAGAACGCCCCGACCUUCACAAACAAGCAGUUUAUCUACAUCCUGAAGGGCAUUGAACAAGCGCAGAAGACGCUUGGAUACGUCGUACACGUGAAUAAGCUGAACAGCAAGGACUUCGGAGUUCCCCAGACGAGGGAGCGCGUCUUCGUUGUCGGCGUGCGGCAAGACAGCGCGAUGCAUCCGUUCACGUGGCCACAGAAGCAGGCGACGCCUCCAGUGACUUCCAUCCCGGGGCCCAAGCGCGCCACCACCGACGUGGCAGGUCGGCUCCCCAGCAGCGAGCGCAGCCGGGGCAUGUGCAAGGACGCUUACAAGAAAGCAUACGAGAAGAAGGUGGACCCGCGCCUGACCCCAUUGUUGGUCGACAUCGACUGUUCCAAGAAGUUCGCCACGCACGGGGUCAACAUCGCCAGGGCGCUCACCAAAACCCGCGGCCAGGACGGGGGUCCGUGGGUCUCCAGCCGCGGGCGGCGGGCGACGCUGCAUGAGAUGAUGCGACUUCGAGGUUUCGCCAAGGGGGGCAUUCCACAGGCUGAGCUCGACUUGUCCGACCGCCAGAUCGGCGGCAUGAUUGGCAACGCGGUCAGUGUGCAUACCAUGGGCGCCAUUUUGUCUGAGGCGCUCUACAGCGCUGGGCUCACGAAGACGCGGGCUGUCAACUUCGACAAACACAGUCGGAACCCUAAUCGCAAAGCAGCUGCCGCGGCUUAUGCGCGGAUGAGGGAUCGGCAUGAGUUGGCUGCAUCGGCCUCUUCUGCUGAGCCAGGCGAGCUUCAAUGCCCCAGCGAGUCUGAUUUCCUGGACGUCGCCAAGCUCGUAACCAAGGGCGAUGAGCUUCUCAGCGCUGAGAUGAUGCGAUCGACUGCUUUGAGCGCCGCUGCCCAAGUCUUGACCCCAGGGCUCCGCUUCGUCAUCAGAGACAAAGCGCAUUCAGCCAGGAGGGUCGUGAGCAGGCCGUGGGCCGCUGACCCUUACAUCAAGGAGACAGCCAUGAUCUUCGCUUGCGGCCGAGGCUCCAUAGCACGCAUGAUUCAGAACAGCCCGCACAUCCGACAAGUGUUCGUGAACUACACGAAGAUGUGCCAGAACAAGGCCAUAAACGCCAGCAUGGCAAAAGCGUGGCUCAAGUCUGUCAACACAGAGCGGUGCUUGAUGUUGGCGAUGAUGGCCGACGCAAGUGACCAGGCAAUGCAACUCACUCGGAUUUUAGAUGACGAGUCGGCCGAUCCAGCCAUUCUCAAUCGCGAGGUGUUGGCGUUCAAUUUGUCUAUCACUGGCUUAUUUGGCAGUUCGCGCGGAUGUUUGUCUGUGUUUGGCUACACGACCAUGAUGCUGAAGCUGCUGAAGAUUCCGAUUGCCGGUGCCCCGGCGGAUAUCAUAGACAAGUGCAUCGCCAGGAUGCGCUCCUACAUCGUUCUUUCGCGAGCGGCUCUGAAGGCCGAGUUCCCAACUUUCGAAUUGGCCCAGGACAACUGGGCGAUCAACGCUUC
Messenger RNA from Prorocentrum cordatum, 1901 nucleotides. The record is from the annotation of a GenBank genome assembly. NCBI's taxonomy places the organism in Eukaryota, Dinophyceae, Prorocentrales, Prorocentraceae.